Molecule: messenger RNA, 1363 nt
Organism: Lagopus leucura (white-tailed ptarmigan)
Lineage: Eukaryota; Metazoa; Chordata; Aves; Galliformes; Phasianidae
Gene: MIMS2
Product: family with sequence similarity 210 member B
Exons: 3
Coding region: 1-561 (186 amino acids)
Cellular component (GO): mitochondrion
Source: RefSeq, a predicted model, not a curated record
AUGUUCCGCCUGCUGCGGCCGGGCCCGCUGCGGCCGCCGGUGCUGCCCCGCAGGUCUCUGCCCGCCGCCGUUUUCCGUCCCCCGGGCAGCGAGCAGCGCUUCGGUCGCCCUCUUCUCUCGCCAGCGCCGCCGUGCCGCGUAGCGCUGCGCGCCGCCACCGGCAGCCCCGCUAAGGAUGCGGGAUCCCCUGAAAAGGCAGCCACAGAUCUCAGUGGUGAGAACAAGAAACUCAACAAAUCUCAGCAGCUGAAACAAGUUUUCAAACAAUAUGGUGCUGUAGGAGUUUCGUUCCAUGUUGGAAUUUCGUUAAUAUCUCUAGGGAUCUUCUACGUGGCUGUGUCAAGCGGUGUGGAUAUGACUCCAGUUCUCUUCAAACUUGGCUUCAGUGAAUCAUCCCUGCAGUCUAAGAUGGCUGCUGGUACAAGCACGUUUGUGUUGGCAUACGCCAUUCACAAGCUGUUUGCCCCGCUACGAAUCAGCAUCACUGUGGUUUCUGUGCCCUUUGUUGUCCGGUACUGCCGGAAGAUUGGUUUCUUCAAACCUCCUGCUCCAAAGCCAUGAUAAUUUCUUAUUGUUUCUUACUAUAAUUUGUUACAUGUUUAAUAUUCAUGUCGUUCUUCAGAUACUCCUUUGAAUUCAUGUUAAUGCUGACCUUCUCUUGCAUUCCUCUGGCUUAUUCUUUCAGGUAGAUGUGGCAGUAAAAAGUGCUGUCCUCAUCUUUCCCUUUAUAGAAAGCUCUUGAAACAGUCUGGUUUCCACUUCAAGUGCUCACAUAAAUGCUUGACAAUGUGCCGUCUCUCACAAAAACCAGAAGUACAAUUCUGGGUCUUUAUUUUCUGGAUUUUUGGAUCAUUAAUGUUUCUCAUGCCAAAAUGCAGUUGCAGUUUAUUACUGCGCAGUUGGGAAAUAGAGUAAGAUUCCUUUCCCAGUAGUGGAGUGCUGUUUCUUCCAUGGAUCAUGUAAACAGAUCUGUUGGUAAGUAGGUGUACUGGGAUCUAAGGUGCUACAUGAGUGUUUCUUUUGUUGCAGAGGGCAUAUGUUAUGAUCCCACUCCUGCAAUCCAACACACAUGCCAAACUAACUUUAAUGAGAGUACCUGUAUGCUUAAUUAUUGCACAGUUACAAUUGUUUUAGCUGGAAGAGGCAAUGCUCCUCUCUGAAAUUAUGGCUCCUUUGUGGUGCUUCCGUAUCUCAAGAUUCUGUUGUUUGUAACUAUGUUUUUCUGACCUUUCUAAGGUCUUUUUUCUUUUCCUUUCAGUUUUAAAUGCUACAGACUCAUACUGAGUCUAGUGAAAUCGUUAUAACCAGAAUUACCUCCUGUGUGAGUGAAUGUGUUCCAAAGAUAAAGUGAGAAGCAAAGUAA